UACGAUGAAUCAUAAGAUCCCCCCACCUUCCAUUUGAGCAAUCAGCUUCAUCAAGUGGGUUACCCUGCAUCAACAAUCCCGAAAAUAAGCGGGGUAGCUACACGUGCUAUCAUGAGCUAUGCGACUGUCGUUCUUGCUGCGCGUUUGGGCCGAACCUUACAUCGACUCUUUCUACCUAUACAACUGCGUUAUCUUCCACCAGGCUGCGGCAUUGUUGAAUCUUGAACGUUAAGCACCAUGGGAAAGAAGAAGGUUCUCGUCAGCUAUGGUGUUGACAUUGACGCUGUUGCUGGUUGGCUCGGUUCGUACGGGGGUGAAGACUCUACGAGCGAUAUCAGCAGAGGUCUCUGGGCUGGGACGAUAGGAACCCAACGCCUGCUGAAGCUCUUCGACAAGUACGGGAUCAAAGCAACAUGGUUCAUCCCAGGUCACUCUCUUGAUACCUUUCCCGAAGACUGCGCCGCCGUGCGGGAUGCGGGCCACGAAAUCGGGCUCCACGGUUACUCACAUGAAAACCCUGCCGACAUGACCUUCGAGCAACAGCGCGACGUUCUCGAUAAGACCUACAAGCAACUCACUGCUUUCUGUCAUGGCAAACCUCCACGCGGUUCUGUAGCUCCAUGGUGGGAAACUUCCAAGGAAGGCACGGAGCUUCUCCUCAGCUACGGCAUCGAAUACGAUCACUCCAUGUCGCACGAAGACCACCGCUGCUAUUGGUUGCGUACGGGCGAUGAGUGGACCAAAAUAGAUUACAGCAAAAAAGCAGUAGACUGGAUGAAGCCCCUUACCAAGGGGCAAGAGACUGGACUGGUGGAGAUACCGGGGAGCUGGUAUAUCGACGAUUUGCCGCCGAUGAUGUUCAUGAAGAAGAGUGCAAACAGCCACGGAUGGGUAAAUCCAAGGGACGUGGAGCAAAUAUGGAUGGACCACUUCGACUACUUUUAUCGCGAGUACGACGAGUUCGUCUUUCCCAUGACAAUUCAUCCCGAUGUUAGUGGAAGGCCACAUGUCGUGCUUAUGCAUGAGAGGAUUAUCGAGCAUAUCAACAAACAUGAGGGUGUCGAGUGGGUGACAAUGGAACAGAUGGCGGACGACUUUAAGAAGAACAACAAGGUGCCGGAGAACGCGAUGAUGCCGUCACCGCGUGGUGAGAUUCUCAAGCUACAGAAGGAGGGGAAGGCAUAUUCACUGCUUGAUUACGAUGGUCCAAUGCCCCAAUAGCGAUGAUAGAGAAGCCAAUGAGUUGCGAAUGUCACUAGUCUUUCUGUCAUUGUCUGCGUUGGUGUGACCAC
Messenger RNA from Alternaria alternata, 1292 nucleotides. RefSeq names its product polysaccharide deacetylase family protein. Gene Ontology annotation, biological process: carbohydrate metabolic process. The record is from RefSeq and is a predicted model, not a curated record. The coding region runs from base 238 to 1221 and encodes 327 amino acids. The transcript has 5 exons. Gene Ontology annotation, molecular function: hydrolase activity, acting on carbon-nitrogen (but not peptide) bonds. Lineage: Eukaryota; Fungi; Ascomycota; Dothideomycetes; Pleosporales; Pleosporaceae.